CUUGUCUCAGACUCGUCCUCAAUAUCUCGCCAUCGACCACUCGAGUCAUAGCAGCAGUCUGAAGGCGCAAUGCUGAUUGGGCACCAGAUGGUCAGGAGAACGUCUAUCGACGGGCCCGCGACGGGGUCAUACAUAUGGCUCGCCUUCCGGGAGCCCUGCUCCUUAUAAGAGCGCCGUCGCACAUCUUCGCCCGUCCCAGAUUCAGCAACCAUAUCUCUCCUUCCGUCACCUUGAGAAGUUCGCGCAGCAUGGCUACGGUACACAAGAUGGCUCAGGAGGGCUUCGGGACCGGGACGAACGAACUGUACGAUCGUGCCCGCCCCUCCUACCAGCCCGCAGCGAUCUCGCACAUCCGGGACGCGAUCUCCAGCCCCCCGCCGCUCAACAUUGUCGAGAUCGGCGCAGGCACCGGUAUCUUCACCCGCGCGCUCCUCGCGCAACCCGCCUUCUCCUCCUCCAUCCAGUCCCUCAGCGCCGUCGAACCCAGCGCGGGCAUGCGCGAGGUCUUCGCGUCGUCCGUCAAUGACCCGCGCGUCACCGUCAGCGAGGGCACGUUCGACGCCACCGGCGCGCCCGACGCGUCCGUCGACGCGAUCAUCGUCGCGCAAGCCUUCCACUGGUGCCCCGACUACGACAAGGCCGCGCAGGAGUUCGCACGGGUGCUGAAGCCGGGCGGCGUCGCUGCGCUCAUCUGGAACCUGGAGGACCGCGACGGCGCGGCAUGGGUCGCCCAGCUGCGCGACCGCAUCGAACGGCACGAGUCGGGCACGCCCCAGUUCCGCUUGAACCUCUGGCGCGCCCUCUUCUCGACCCCGUCCUACCAGUCCCUCUUCCAGCCGCCCGAGGAGAAGACAUGGACGUAUGCCCUCCCGGGAACGCGCGACAUUGUGGUCAACCGCGCCUUGAGCAAGAGCUACGUCGCCGUCCUGCCUCCGGACGAGAAAGAGAAGGUGGUGCAGGACAUCGACGAGAUCUUGCGCAAGGGCGAGGGCAGGAAGUGGACAGAUGAGAGCCAGGGCAUCUUCGAGUAUCCGUACGGAACGUUGGUUGUCAUUCUCAGGAAGAAGUGAGUGAAAUACACUAUCCUGAGUGGACAAUACAGUACAUGAAAGUCAGAGAUCUAGACCAACAGUCGGUUUUGCGUAUAUACCGUUCAGUUGGUCAAGAGAGGGACUCAGCCAAAGUUCCAUGCCCGAUAGUUUCACCAGAAUUAAGGGUACCCUUGCAUCGGAGGCGCGCUGCAAGCAAGCUACAAGGGCCUGUUCCGUCUGCACAUCAUAGCUCAAACCAGUGAGCUGCAGCGUCGCCAAUUGC
Molecule: messenger RNA, 1314 nt
Organism: Rhodofomes roseus
Lineage: Eukaryota; Fungi; Basidiomycota; Agaricomycetes; Polyporales; Fomitopsidaceae
Product: S-adenosyl-L-methionine-dependent methyltransferase
Exons: 3
Coding region: 135-1070 (311 amino acids)
Molecular function (GO): S-adenosylmethionine-dependent methyltransferase activity
Source: RefSeq, a predicted model, not a curated record